AUGUCUGUCAGCAUUCUUGGAAACAGGCAAUCAGGCCAAGAUAUCCGUGACGCCAACGUACGCGCAGUUCUCGCCAUCGCCAACAUCGUUCGUUCCUCCCUUGGCCCUAAUGGCCUCGAUAAGAUGCUUGUUGACCAGAUCGGUGACGUGACAAUCACUAAUGACGGGGCAACAAUCCUCAAGCGCCUCGAAGUCCAACACCCAGCUGCCAAAGUCCUUGUCGAGCUUGCACAGCUUCAAGACGCCGAAGUCGGAGACGGCACAACCUCAGUGGUGAUUGUCGCGAGCGAGCUUCUCAAAAGAGCAAAUGAUCUUGUCAAAAAUAAGAUCCACCCUACCACAGUCAUCGCUGGCUUCAGACUUGCCAUGAAAGAAAGCAUCAAAUAUAUCAAAAACAACCUCGCAGUCAAAACAGACACCUUAGGCGAAGAAGGAAUCAUGAAUGUUGCGAAGACCACGCUGAGUUCAAAGCUUAUUGGAGCGGAUUCACACUAUUUCGCAGAAAUGCUUGUCAGGGCUGUGGAAACGGUAAAACAGACCAGCUUGAAAGGGGAAAGCAAGUUCCCGAUUAAAGCUGUGAGACUGCUGAAGUGCCAAGGCCAAAGUGUCAAGGAAAGCGUAUAUGUGAAUGGGUAUGUGCUACAGGCUGGGAGAAGUGCCCAAGGAAUGCCAACUAAAAUUGAAGGGGCUAAAAUUGCGUGUCUUGAUUUCAACCUCAACAAGUUCAAGCUACAAAUGGGAGUCCAAGUUUUGAUCAAAGACCCAGCUCAGCUUGCUUUGAUAAGAGCCAAAGAAAUUGACAUCACUAGAGAGAGGAUCCAAAAAAUCAUCAGCGCUGGAGCAAACGUGAUUUUGACUACCAAAGCAAUUGACGAUUUGGCCUUGAAAUACUUCGUCGAAGCCCACGCAAUUGGAAUUAGGAGAGUCGAUAAGAAAGAUCUCAGAAGAAUCGCAAAAAUGAGCGGCGCUGAAAUUUUGACUUCUCUUAUGAACACUGAAGGAGAUGAAGUAUUUUUACCUGAGUACUUAGGAACUGCUCAAGAAGUGUCAGAAGAGAGACUUGGGGACAACGAUUUCAUGUUUUUCAAAGGGAUGCCUAACUCCCCCCCUCGAAGUUCGACCAAGAUGUUUUUGGUCGAACUUCGAGGGGGGUUAAGAAAAAUUUUUUUAAAAAAAAUUAUAUAGAAUUUUUUUUAUAUAAUUUAGUAGUUAAAAAAAAAAAAAUAUUUAUCAUAUUCUUCUGUAUGGUUGAGAGGGUGUAAGGGUUAGAAAAAAUAGUGCAAGAUGGUUUUAUAACGCUUUUUAGAACUUGAAUACAAAAAUCGCAAGCUCACCCCCACAUAGUUUAAAAUUUUUGAAAAAUUGCUUAUUUUCCUAGUAAAUUUAUAUAGGUCUUGGUCGAACUUUGAGGGGGGUUAAUUUUCCAAAAAAAUAGGAAUUUUCCCUAUAUCUUGGUCGAACUUCGAGGGGGGGGGAGUAAGUCUUGUGCUCAGACUAUUAUCAUCAGAGGAGCCAAUGAAUUCAUGCUUGACGAAACUGAGAGAUCGAUGCAUGACGCUCUCUGUGUCAUCAAAAGAGUCUUAGAAAGCAAAAGCAUCGUCGUAGGAGGAGGCGCAGUUGAGUCAGCUUUAAGCAUUUACCUUGACAACUUCGCAAGAUCUCUUGGAUCCAAAGAACAACUUGCAAUUGCUGAAUUCGCCGAAGCUUUGCUUGUAAUUCCAAAAGUCUUAGCCACAAACGCAGCAAAAGAUGCCAGCGACUUGCUUGCCAAGCUUAAGAUGUACCACACAGCUUCACAAACUUCCUCAGAGCAGAAGAAGCAAGAAUACAAAUUCGUAGGGCUUGACUUAGCCAAUGGAAAGGUUAGAAACAACUUGAAAGCUGGAGUCCUGGAGCCUACCCUCAGCAAAAUAAAGAGCUUGAAAUUCGCGACAGAAGCAGCCAUUUCCAUCCUGAGAAUUGACGACAUGAUUGAGUUAGCUCCAAAGAAAGAAGAAAGAGGCCAAUAGCUUAGCUCUUUCUUAAGACUAUUUAGAAGCUCUAUGUGAUACCUCAAAAGGUAUUUAUCUCUGCGAUUGACUGCCGUCAUUCUAUCGGCUAUGCUCUCCAGAAAUGGUCCCGAACAUUUGCUGGAGUACAGUUGGAUGGGUAGCCGUGCCGUGCGCCUAAGUUGAGCUGCCCCUCCCAGAAAAUUGAAAAAGAAUUAUCUGGCCGAGGUUCAACUAGAUGGAACUCAUUGUCCUGGGCGAGACUUCAGUAUCACACUAAGAAGCUGCUCGAUUGGUUCAGAGGACUCUAUAAUAAGUCUUUCCUUUCCAGGACCCCCUACCCCAUCUUCCCAGAGGUAGCCCUUGACCCGAAUGAGCUGCGGUCGACAUCGCACUCCUCCAAGCCAAGUAAACUUGACCGAAUGCGCAUCAACAAACGCCAUCCUCCCUUCCACAAUGCCCCUGAACCUCCCAGCUAAAGGUGUUAAGAGGCUGGGUUCACAACACCAUUUUAAUGUAUAUUAAAGAGACCAAGAGCAAUAA
Messenger RNA from Blepharisma stoltei, 2531 nucleotides. The record is from the annotation of a GenBank genome assembly. Lineage: Eukaryota; Ciliophora; Heterotrichea; Heterotrichida; Blepharismidae.